GUGGUAUUUUCGAACGCCUUGUUUACGGUCCUCUCAUUUUAUCAGCCGGUUAAAAUAAUAAUAAUUUUUUUAUGGAACCUUCAGCCAAGAAAUCGAAAAUGACGAACAACCACAAGUUCAAGAACAACAAGAAGAAGUACUUCCAUGCCAAGAGACAGGUGCUCCAGCCUGGCCAACGUGGCUUCUUUGCCACCUGCAACAUCAACGAGAAAGCAUGUGUUCGCGAGUGCUACAAUCUCUUGAACCACUACGCGGACGCACUCUAUGGACCUGAGCAGCCGGAGAAUGAGCCGGAAAAGAAGCAGCCCGAGGAAGGAGCAGCUGGCGAUGCAGAAGAGGAUGCUGGAAAGUCCACCAAGGGGAGCACCAGUGAUGACGACGACGACCUGGAGGCAGCGGCUGCCAAAUGCCGCGAGAAGCUCUCCCAGCGCAAGGUGCGAUUCCAGAACGUGGACACCAACACCACCAACUGCGUGUUUAUCCGCACCCAACUGGAGGACCCCGUGGCCCUUGGAAAGCACAUUAUAAACGACAUAGCCACCACCGGCAAGUCCAUGUCUCGAUUCGUCCUGCGCCUCGUGCCCAUCGAAGCCGUCUGCCGUGCCAACAUGCCCGACAUAAUCUCAGCCGCCGGAGUGCUCUUCGACAAGCACUUCCUCAAGGAACCCACCAGCUAUGGCAUCAUCUUCAACCACCGCUACAAUCAGCAGAUAAAGCGGGAUGAGAUUAUUAUGCAGCUGGCCGAUUUGGUCAACUCCAAGAACGUAGGCAACAAGGUGGACCUCAAGGAGGCCAAGAAAUCCAUCAUCGUCGAGGUCUUGAGGGGCUGGUGCCUGCUCAGCGUUAUCGAUAACUAUCUGGGCUGCAAGAAGUUUAACCUGGCGGAGCUGGCCAAUCCCAGCGAGAAGAUGUCCGAGAAGCCUUUGAAGGAGUCUUCAGAGGAGGAUGCUAAGGCUGCGGAAAAGUCCAAGUCCAGUGAUGAAAAGGAGUCAAAAGGGGCUGCCAAUAACGACCAAGACCAGACCAACUAAAUUAGAAAACUCAGAAGCCUUAAGAGGACUCCCCAUCCAAUGAAAGGUUUGGUAAGAGGAUCCAGACAUAGUUAUAGAGCUAACAAUCUGCUGUGCAGACAAAUAUGAAUAAAACGUCCAGUUAUUAUUUACUUUUGUUAACAA
Molecule: messenger RNA, 1175 nt
Organism: Drosophila biarmipes
Lineage: Eukaryota; Metazoa; Arthropoda; Insecta; Diptera; Drosophilidae
Product: THUMP domain-containing protein 1 homolog
Exons: 1
Coding region: 72-1031 (319 amino acids)
Biological process (GO): tRNA modification
Molecular function (GO): RNA binding
Source: RefSeq, a predicted model, not a curated record